AUGGGCCAGCGGGGAUGGCUUAUAGACUGGGUGCUCACGCGUCUCCGAGGGUACCCUCGUCCCGCGCUAGAGGGGAUGCGUUUAAGCCCAGGAGCUGGCGCAGACAAUGGCUUGAUGAUUCAAUUCUUUACAUGGGACAGCAAGCACCCCAGCAUGAGCUGGUGGCAGCACUUCGAGUCGGAAGUGCCGCGGCUCGCUGAGCUGGGCGUCACGCAAGUCUGGCUUCCGCCGCCGAACAAAGCAAUGAAAGAGACUGGGCAAGGCUACGAUGCCUAUGAUCUGUGGGACUUAGGUGAAUUCGACCAGAAGGGCACCGUCGCCACUAGAUGGGGAACGGCAGAAGAGCUUGUGCAUGCCAUCGAGGUGGCGAAAGCUCACGGCAUUGACGUCCUCAUAGAUGCUGUCAUGAAUCACAAGAUUGGCGCAGACAGGACCGAGACCUUCCAAGCGGUCCCUGUAGAUCCUCAGAAUCGUCUUAGAGACUUGACGCCCCCGAGAGAGAUCGAGGGUUGGACACUGUUCGACUUUCCGGGGAGGAACGGUCAAUACAGCACGUUUCGAUGGACGCAAGAGCACUUCACUGGCCUGGACUGGGAUCACAAGAAACAGAUGAAGGGUAUCUAUCGUAUCGUCGGGGGCUCGCACAAGGGCUGGUCGAAGUUCGUCGAUAGCGAACUCGGGAACUACGACUACCUGCUUGGAGCCGACAUUGACCAUCGACACCCCGAUGUCCGCCAGGAUCUCUUCGCCUGGGGGGAAUGGGUACUCAAGACAACAGGCGGAGCCGGCUUCCGUUUAGACGCUAUCAAGCAUAUGGAUCGUUACUUCCUGCUUGACUUCCUCAAGCACAUGCGGCAAGUGACAGGCAGGGGCGACCUGUUCGCGGUGGCGGAGUACUGGUCGACGAACGUGAAGCUCAUCAAACCCUACAUCUAUGCGUUCCAAGGCCUGGUGACAUUCUUCGAUGUUCCGCUGCAUGACAGUUUCUACCGGGCCUCGAAGGCUGGUCCCCGUUUUGACCUGAGGACCAUAUUCAGCAACACAGUUGUGAAUUUUAGACCCGGAGACGCUAUCACGUUUGUGGACAACCACGAGUACCAAAUCGGACAAAGCCUCGAGAGUUGGGUCGGUCCCAACUUCAAGCUCCAGGCCUACGCUCUCAUCCUCCUCCGCGGUGAGGGCCAUCCAUGCGUAUUCUACGGAGACCUCUAUCCCAACGAGGAAUGCUAUGACCCCCGCGUGGCCAGUGGCCUGCAGCUUCUGAUGGAGGCGCGGAAGAAGUAUGCCUACGGCGACCGCACGGACUAUUUCGAUUCGCGGAACUGCAUCGGUCUCGUGCGUACGGGCGACGGUCAGCAUGGCGGAUGCGCAGUGCUCGUCAGCAAUGCUAAUCCCGGUCAUGGUGCUCAAGACGCUAUGCACAGCGUACGUAUGAACGUUGGAGCGAACGUUGGACCGAGUACGUUCGGCCCGCUGUUCGGCACUGGUAGCGUCGAUGUCUCUGGAGAUGGAUGGGGCACGUUCACCUGCUCGCCCGGACAAGUGCAGGUAUGGGUCAAGCGCGACCCUACAUCCUAGGGAAGCCUGGUGUAGCAUCGGUCCCUACAAGAUCUCAGCCUAAGCCUCCUCUUUUCUUUUACUCACAUCUCAUCACUCCGAAUGGAUGGUAUCUCAGGACUCUAUCAAUAACUCAUCUAGUGACCAUCACUGAUUCAGGACCGACGUGCAUUGAUGGAUGUAUAUGGCAAUGAAGAUGAUUGGAAGUGCGUGCUUUGCAGACAUGCACAUAACGACUUGAAGAUGUACGGCGGCGAGCACUACUGUUCAAACGUCACGUCGGAAGCAAGAUAAGGACGCCCUAUUUUCUUGCUGCAGACUGUAGAAGCUCAGAGAGGGUUGCAGGACGAGGACCCUUGUGCUGUCGCAUCUC
This is a messenger RNA of Rhodofomes roseus, 1930 nucleotides long. Its product is annotated as alpha amylase. Lineage: Eukaryota; Fungi; Basidiomycota; Agaricomycetes; Polyporales; Fomitopsidaceae. The record is from RefSeq and is a predicted model, not a curated record. Gene Ontology annotation, biological process: carbohydrate metabolic process. Gene Ontology annotation, molecular function: calcium ion binding; hydrolase activity, hydrolyzing O-glycosyl compounds. The coding region runs from base 1 to 1578 and encodes 525 amino acids. The transcript has 18 exons.